UAACUUUCAUUUUGCGGGUGAAGGGAAUUGCGCAACACAUAAAAAUACAACAAAAAUAGCAACAUAAAUUUAAAAAAAUAAAUCCUAAUUAUAGGCCAACAUACACUUUUUUGGGGUGAGUGACUAUUGGCUCUCCGGGUCCCAUAGAAACGGUGAUGCGGCGGCGGAGGGGCCGGACCGGCUCUUCCUGCAACAGCUGAGGCGGAUCUGCAGCCUGAUUACGGCUCACAGCAGACUCCAACAUAAUUGAUGACCUAAUUGAAAAGCAGGAGGAGGAGGUGGAUGAGAGAGGAGGAGGAGGAGGGGGGCUCACUCACGGACAGGAGGAGAGAGAGACGCGCUCCAAUGAGAAAAGUUUACUUGUUCUUCCUCCGCACAGUCCCACAGCUGAGGGCAUUGAUGUGAGCGCAGAGGCUUUCUGUGUUUUUACGCGCACUUCUUUCCCCCCACAUCUUUCACCCUCACACACGGAGCACCUUAUCCACCUUCUCACCUUUAGUUUAGCGCGUGUCUGUGUUUCUUUUCUUUCCUUUUCCUCCUUUUUAUGAAUGAUUCUCUCUCGCGGUAAUACUUGUAAGAUAUCCUCGGAUACCUCUUCCUCCUCCUCGUCCUCCUCGCCGUCCUCGUCCGCACGAACUCACCUCGGCACAUCUUCUCUCCUCAAGUUCAAACGCCACCAGGACUUUCACACCAGCUUCAGACGCACAUUGGGGAAAUAUCACUCGACGAGGAAAAACUUGAUACUUUGCGCCGCCGCCGCAGCAGCUGAAGCCUCCGCCGCCAACAUGAGCCUGAAAGCGGACGCAGAGCCCAAUAACAACGUCUCCAUCGAGGAGGAGGUACGAACACUGUUUGUCAGCGGCCUACCGGUCGAUAUCAAACCGCGGGAACUUUACCUUCUCUUCAGACCUUUUAAGGGUUAUGAAGGGUCACUGAUUAAGUUAACAUCAAAACAGCCUGUCGGGUUUGUAACCUUUGACAGUCGCUCUGGAGCUGAAGCUGCGAAAAAUGCUCUAAAUGGUAUCCGUUUUGACCCCGAAAGCCCUCAGACCCUGCGCUUAGAGUUUGCUAAAGCCAACACGAAGAUGGCAAAGAGUAAGCUGAUGGCCACACCGAACCCCACAAAUAUCCACCCUGCUCUAGGAGCACACUUCAUUGCACGGGACCCAUAUGAUCUGACGGGGGCAGCACUGAUCCCAGCAUCUCCGGAUGCGUGGACUCCUUACCCCCUGUACACCACGGAGCUGACCCCAGGCCUCCCUCACGCAGCCUUCACUUACCCGGCGGCCGCUGCCGCUGCUGCAGCCCUCCACGCCCAGGUGAGGGACCAACCGGUGUGUGUUUCUCUUUUCUUUUUAUUCUUUUUAAGUAGUUUACAUUCAGCUCUGACAGCACUCAGAGCUUUUAGAGACACAAUAUUAAUGCCUGCACCCGGGUAGAAUCGCAAAUUAACUUAAAAUGCAACGCUGCAAUUUCAAAUGUUAAAACAUGAUUCAGUUUUAAAAGCGGAGGUUCAGAUUCUUGAAACCGUCCCGGUGGUCCUCUGAGGUAUUACAAUAACCGCACAAAGCUUCUGUUGC
This is a messenger RNA of Plectropomus leopardus (leopard coralgrouper), 1580 nucleotides long. Lineage: Eukaryota; Metazoa; Chordata; Actinopteri; Perciformes; Serranidae. The record is from RefSeq and is a predicted model, not a curated record.